UCUUUUCAAUGUGGGUAUCACAUUUCUGUCGUAAAUCGCACUUUAUUAUGCCUUCUUUCAGGUUCUUGUUCUGCAUUUACUACUCAUCUGGAGGCUUUAUUUAGUUUGGGAUCAUAACUUGAUCCUUGCUAUUGUUAUGGUAAGCACUAUUGUCGUGGCUUUUACGUGUGUCUAGAUCGCCAGCUAAUUCUGGAAACUGGAACCUCUGUGGGCCUGUUCACAUGAGUUGGCUGGCAGUUCAACAUUACUUUCAUGCAUAGCAACUGCUAUCGCGACCUGUGCUAUGGUCAUGCGGCUCGGUGUCGUCAUUACACGAGAUUUCGAGACUUUGUUAAAAGCUUGUUUCACGUUCAACUUCGUUCUCACUAUUUGUCUCGCGUCUGGGAACGCAUAUCGUCCUUGGCGCGCGGGAAAAGAUACGUUUGGUUUGACGCAUAUGCCUACAAACCUGCAAUAUACACUAUCACUCAGUACGGUGCGAUCUAUACCAGCAGCAUCGUGGUAAGGUGCGCUCUACACCUCUCCGGGAGCCGCGCUGGCGUCAUGGCAGAUUACGUUGGUGUCCAGCUUGCCACCUUGACACCUCUUCUUCUCAUCGCCAAUCUUAGCCUUGGUGUGAUGCAUGGAGAACAUAACGAGGCACCAGAUAUUGUGGGACCCACCUUCGCUCAACCAGUCCAGGUCGAUAUUGCUGAGAAGAUCCGUACCCACCCUGACUGACACCAUAGAUCCACGACCUACCCGGAGGAAUCAAAAAUUCAAGUUGCCGGCAUAUGGUGACGCUGGAAAGGGACAUUGACUAGGAGCACCUCAUUAGUUUUUCCUUCAAAUGAGUGGACAUGUCAAUAAGCAUGGAUUUUGCAGUGCUCGGUGUUGCG
Messenger RNA from Suillus subaureus, 878 nucleotides. RefSeq lists its product as uncharacterized. The coding region runs from base 253 to 720 and encodes 155 amino acids. The transcript is spliced from 3 exons. NCBI's taxonomy places the organism in Eukaryota, Fungi, Basidiomycota, Agaricomycetes, Boletales, Suillaceae. The record is from RefSeq and is a predicted model, not a curated record.